AUGCGUGAUGAUGUUUUGUCACAGCAGAAGCGACAUUCAAUGAAUGAAUUACGUUUUCAACACACAUCCGUUCAUCGACAACAGUCAUUGGAACCAAAUUCUUUGCAAGUGUUGAUAGAUCAUAACAAGGAAACGUUAAUGAAAGGUCAGACACGAUCCGAUAUGAAUAAUCGCGCAUUAGAUUCUAAUCAUGAAAUCUUUGAAAAAUCUAAUUUUAUUGCUAAUGAAUCACUUGAUUUAUCAAAUAACAAAGAAAUUUCAGGUGAAACGAAUUUGAUAGAGGAGAAUAAUCUAGGAAAGAAUACAUUGGAUCAAAAUCAACAAGUUUUAGAAAAGUCGAUAUCCUUUGCCAACGAUGAAACAUCGGCAAUCAUAAGUUCUUUAGAUCAUAACAAGGACAUAAAAUCAUCUAACGAAUUCGCCGAAAAAAUCGAUAAUGAUGAAGGUUCAUCAUAUCGUCCAUUUAUUCCAACCGAGGGAAGAGAUAUUAAUGAUAUAUGGAGUGAUUACAACAACCUCACUCAAGAACAAUUUAAAACUAUGACAAUAAAAGAUUUUCAAUCACAUCAUUACCUUCUAACUUUGAUGCUGAACCAAGAAGUCGGAUUACCUCUUUCUUAUUAA
Molecule: messenger RNA, 624 nt
Organism: Funneliformis caledonium
Lineage: Eukaryota; Fungi; Glomeromycota; Glomeromycetes; Glomerales; Glomeraceae
Source: the annotation of a GenBank genome assembly